Messenger RNA from Podarcis raffonei (Aeolian wall lizard), 2260 nucleotides. RefSeq names its product SUMO specific peptidase 2 (gene SENP2). Lineage: Eukaryota; Metazoa; Chordata; Lepidosauria; Squamata; Lacertidae. Gene Ontology annotation, biological process: protein desumoylation. The record is from RefSeq and is a predicted model, not a curated record. Gene Ontology annotation, molecular function: deSUMOylase activity. Gene Ontology annotation, cellular component: nucleus. The transcript has 17 exons. The coding region runs from base 194 to 1810 and encodes 538 amino acids.
ACCGGGGUGGGGAAGGCAAAGGGCUGCGAAAAAGCGCGCGUUCUCCGCGUUUACUGGCUCCUGUGGUCCCCCCGCCCAUGUUCUCCGCAGCCGCGUGGUAUAAAAUAGGGUCUCCCCCUCCCCGCGCCCGUCAGGCAGGAGAGACCCGAAUGGAAAGGCGCCUGACGGGUGCGCGAGGAGCAGGACUGCAGACAUGGAGCUCGGCCCAAAUACUUGGUGGCAUGCUGAAGACCCCGAUGAGAAGCAAGCAAAAAGGCAGAAGCUUGGUAUUUUUGAAACACUGCAUCAGGGGAUUGCCUCUCUAAUUAAACUACCAUCCCAUCUGACAACUAAGUAUUUUCAGACUGGAGAUUGGCAUGCAGAAACUACAGACGAGAUUAUUUCAAAUGGAUCUGGUAAUUCAGAUGAUAAGAAGAUGGAACCUUUCUCUGGGAUGCAGAAGCUUGAAUUGGAUACAAAAACUGGUUGCAGUACCAGUAUGCAUCCAAAUGAAGAGAUGGUAACUGAUUGUCACAGAGUUAAAACCUGUCUGAGGCAUGAAUGUAGUGUCAAAAAGAGUAGCAAGAAAAGCCCUAAUUCGGUUCAAGAGGGCUUGCCAGCAUGGAAAAUUGCUACCCACAAGCAUUUCUUAGAAACUUCCCCUCUAGAAACUGGAAGACAUCUAAGGAAGCUUCACUGUACGGUGGAAGAGGCAAUACAGAGAGAGGAGCGAGAAAAAUACAAACAGCUGCUGGAACAAGAAAAAGAAAAAUGCUAUAAAAACCACUCCUCUCCCACAGGAGCCAAGUGCUUGGAUGUCCAGCGUGAAGUCCAUCAGCCGCUAAAAUCUCAUUGCUGUGUAGAAAUCGAUGACCCUUCAUUUGACACACCAAGAAAUGGUGUCAAAAACUUUGGCUUCCUGUGCCCUCAAAGAGCAGCAAACAGUUCAGUGACAGUAGCAGAAAGAACUCCAGAACCUAAAAAGUUAGUAGUACAUAAAAAAGAGAGUUUAAAGCAUUGCUUGACAAAUGAUCUAUCAGAGGAUGUGUCACUUAGGUUAAGCCUGGGUCAGGAAGAAUCAUCAUAUGGAAGGCAUUCUGUAGUUGAGACAGAAGAACAGAAAUAUCUGAGCUUGGACAAGGCUACAGAGAGCCUUCCUUACCUUACAGAGGAUAUGGAGAGAGAGAUAGCGAAUGUGCUGAACUGUGGCGAAGACGACGAAAUCCUGACUAGUGCCUUCAAGCUGAACAUUACACGUGGAGACAUCCAGAGACUAAGAGACCAGCAGUGGCUCAAUGAUGUGGUUAUUAACUUCUAUAUGAACCUUCUGAUGGAGAGAAAUAAACAACUGGGCUUUCCAGUACUGUAUGCGUUUAAUACUUUUUUCUACCCCAAGCUAAGUUCUGAGGGCUAUAAUGGGGUCAGAAGAUGGACCAAGCAAGUGGACUUGUUUCAGCAUGAUAUAAUCUUAGUGCCCAUUCAUAUCAGAGUACAUUGGGCAUUAGUGGUUAUAGACAUGAGGAGAGAGACCAUCAAAUAUUUUGAUUCAAUGGGACAAGAUGGCCAUGUGAUAUGUAAGAGAUUGCUGCAUUUUCUGCAGGAAGAAAGCAAAGCCAGGAGAAACAUAGUCAUAAAAGCUUCAUCAUGGACACUUCACAGUAUGGAACCACAUGAAAUUCCACAGCAGUUGAACGGCAGUGACUGUGGAAUGUUUGCUUGUAAAUAUGCAGACUUCAUCUCCAGGGAUAAACCCAUUUCAUUUACACAGCGUCACAUGCCUUACUACCGCAAAAGGAUGGCAUGGGAGAUACUUCACCAGAGAUUGCUGUGACACCAUCUCAAAGUAUCCUCUUUCCUGAUCCCCGUUCAGAGAUAGGAGGUAUGCAGACGUGUCGUUCCAAACCCAAGUACUUAGUUCUGAAUUUCCAUCCAAAGGGCUGAAGCGUGGAUUAAGAAAGGGAUUCUGCAGAAUCAGCUUAAUGGUACCAGAGUAGUGAAAGACUGUUAAAGAAAAGCGGCCCGACAGUUCAAUAUUGGAUAAACAAUGAGCAACCUCAGUGACGUGAAGAUGGAAAAUUGCCAUCUUCCCAACGGCUGUACAUUACGUACUAUAAUUUCAAGGCACUGACUCUAAUCAGGAAAUAUGCUAUGAGCUCGUAUGUCAGUUCCCAGCUCCAUUUUUAGGUUAGCCUCACCAGUUUGCCAGCACAUCCCUCCUAGGCAAACUACGGUUAGAAACACUUCCAAGAUGGAGUAAGGAAGGGGUGUGCAAUUGUGGGUG